UUGCAUUUCAACUUUCAGCUUUCAACUUUUUUUUUGUUUGUUCAUUCAACAUUUCCAGCUCUUCAAAUUUAUCCCCACUGCCCUCAAAAUAAACAAUGCGCUGCAAUUCAUAGCAUUCUCUCACAUUUUUACCAUUCUUUUUGCUCAACACAUUUAUUUUGACAUUUGCAUGCGGUUGGCUAUCGCGGCACGCCUGCGCACGCUAAAGCUGCCCCUGCUGGCAAUUCACCAUAUCGCUGCAGCACACAACACGGCUGCUCGGCUGCACACGCAUACCAACGCGGUUGGGGCCAAUCGACCGGUCGCUACGGUUCUUGCCGACAAGGCUAUCAAGGCGCUGCUCACGAGCGACGAUCUGCUGCAGCCUUCGGAUAAUCACGCCGAUACCAUUGAUUCCAAUCCGCACAAGGAAGUAGGGCGGCGGCGGACCAAGCUGGGCACAGGCAGAUGCAACGAAUCACCUCCAAUUCAGUCGAGGCUGCUGAUCAGACAGCGGCUGUCCGAAAAACUCGAGAGCGAGUACCAGAACGACCUCAAGGCCCUUGAGCAGCUAUCGUCUCACAAGGAGCCCACCCAGCGGCACAUUCUGGUGCGUGAGCUUAUAAUGAUUCUGCGCCGAUUCGGUAAUGUCGAUUUCAUGAGUAUGGACCAGGAGGACAAGCCUGGCGUCAACGACAUGGUCGAGGCCGCUUGGAAGCAGUACCGCAAGAUAUACGAGCACCCGCAGGCGCCGCAGAUCCUGGCGCAAAUUCCAUUGACCUCUUUGAGUCUUCUGAUUUGCGAGCUGAACUUUAUGCCCGAGUCGCACGAGUACUUGGUUCGAUUUACAAGGAUCGUGCGCAUCUUCAGGGACUUUGCCCUGAUCGGCCAGCCGAUCACCACGCCGCUGCUCUUCAGCAUGUAUCUGCGCGCACUGAACAAGCUAGGAAACAGACAGCUGGUUCUGAAGGAAGUGGCCGAAUACCGCAAAGCGAGUGCGGCACAGGAGCCGCCCGUGUUAUCGGUGAACAUCAUGCGGCAGGUCAUCGCGGCGCACUUUGGCAGCAGGCGGCCCGAUCUGGCGAUGGAGGUAUUUGCGGGCAUGAAGGCAGAUCCCGAGUACACCUCUCGCAUCACCCCGCACGUGUACUCGUCUGUCAUUGGCGGCGCCAUGCAAGCAAAAGUCCUGACCAACUCAGAGCUCUCCGCGCUGGUUGAGGGCAUGCUGGACGAACUCAUCAAGCCCUCGUACCACGACUCUGCGCGCACAGGUUUGCUCAACGGGCUGCUGCACCUAGCUAACAAGCAGGGCAACCCAGGGUUCCUCGUUGCCACGUUCGAGCAGUAUUUGGCCCAUGGCAUGCCCAUUAACUACACGACAUUUGGCAUUAUGCUGCACUGCGCAUGCCACUUGGAGACCGACAUCAAGCGGCUGCACCGGGUGUACCAACUGGUGGUCUCCAAUGUGGUCACGUACGACAAGCUGACGCACCACAUAUUUGCCAUUUUCAUUAACAAUUUUGUGCGCAAGUGCCGGGUAGACUAUGCGCUUAGUGUUUUGCAGGAUCUCAAGGCGCACCCGACUGCGCGCUACACGACGCAACAUUUAAGCCACAUAUUUGACUACUACGCGAAAAACGGGAUGGCUAGCAAGGCUCUCGGAUUGUACCGCCAGAUGGUCGAUGAGGACAAGUUGGUGCCCACAUGGCCCAUUUGCAUGGACAUAGUCAAGGCGCUUAAACGCGGCGGCGAUUACGACUGGCAACUGGACGUACCUGACAAAACACCACAGUUUGACAUGUGCCCAGAACUGCCCUUAUCGGAGGAUGCGCUGCUGGUGAUGAUGGUCAAGUACGGGGUCACUGGUCGCGUAUCCCAAAUGUUUGACAUGUUCUUUGCAUUCCACCAGAUCCAGCCGCGCAGCAUUCUGCAUUUUGCUGUCAUCUUGAUCGCUGCACGAGACAUUGCCAACAGGGAUAUUGCGUACGUACAGCAAGGCUCCGGGCGGCGGCGAUCGAUGCGACAGGUUGACUCCGACGAGGGCGCGAUCGGAUACGCUGAAUACGUCGAGCAGCUGCGCCAAGUGCGUGACCAGCUCAUCGAGACGUCAAAGUCCGCCAAGGUUCCGCGAAACAUGUACAACAUGGCGAUUUCCGUAUUUGCCAUGAUCAGGGACCACGAGUCGACACAGGUACUUUAUGACCACAUGACGGUAUCCGAGGGCAUGGAGCCUAACACGCGCACCUUUAACGUCCUCCUGCAGUCAUUCGCACGGGGCUCCGACAUGUCAGCCACACGGGAUAUCCUCAAAGACAUUAAGCACAACAAGAUGCACGUGAACCGGGCCACAGGCAACGCCAUGAUAUUCGCGGCAAUCUUGAACAAGAGCCCGCACCAGGCUAUCAGUGUCUACGCGUACAUGGUCGGUCGGCCCACCCCCCUACUGCAACAUCUCGAGUUCAAGGAUUUUGUCUUAAAUGUGUCUGUGGACGUCUACACGAUUGCCCUGUUGAUCAAGGGACUUGUUCAAUGCGGUAUGCUGAAGGAGGCGAUUAUUGUUUUUGAGGACGCUUUUGGCUUGCUGCCCUUUGUGCCGCGACAGUUGUUGGAGACCUUGUUGAGUACGCUUGAGGAGUGUUCGCACGUUGAUUUUGCUCAGCUGUGUCUUCGGAGGUACGCCAAGCGGGUUGAGGAUUGCCAGUCCGAUGUGGCCGGUGAUAUGCUUGGCAACGGUGAUGAGGAGCAGAUAGAAGCGCCAGAGCGCUUGCCGCUUUCGUAUUUCGGGUAUUUGCUUGAUCCCAAAGGCACUGAUAAUAGCGAAGAUUAGCUUUGCCGCUUAAAAUGUAUAUCAGAAUAAAUCUCGCUUCAAAAAUUGUAAAUAUAAAGAUUCAAUGCUCAAUAUAUA
This is a messenger RNA of Kickxella alabastrina, 2884 nucleotides long. RefSeq lists its product as uncharacterized. The record is from RefSeq and is a predicted model, not a curated record. NCBI's taxonomy places the organism in Eukaryota, Fungi, Kickxellomycota, Kickxellomycetes, Kickxellales, Kickxellaceae. Bases 170 to 2806 code for a protein of 878 amino acids. The transcript has a single exon. Gene Ontology annotation, molecular function: protein binding.